Messenger RNA from Scylla paramamosain (green mud crab), 1463 nucleotides. RefSeq names its product protein maelstrom-like (gene mael). NCBI's taxonomy places the organism in Eukaryota, Metazoa, Arthropoda, Malacostraca, Decapoda, Portunidae. Gene Ontology annotation, biological process: male meiotic nuclear division; spermatogenesis; negative regulation of DNA-templated transcription. Gene Ontology annotation, cellular component: nucleus; P granule. Gene Ontology annotation, molecular function: sequence-specific DNA binding. Bases 27 to 1217 code for a protein of 396 amino acids. The record is from RefSeq and is a predicted model, not a curated record. The transcript is spliced from 9 exons.
AAGUAUCUCUUUACUCCUACUCUUGAAUGCGCUUUUCGGGGUGGAUAACUUCUCACACAUAUCAUUCAUUAUCGACCUCAUCCUGCUUCUUAUUCGUCAUGAGCAAGUACAGCCCCUUUAAUUGUUUCAUGAUGGAGAGGAAGCCGGAGGUGGAGAGGCGGCUGGGGCGAUAUUUGCCCAUGUGGGAGCUGGCUAGUGAAGUCUCAGAGGAAUGGCAGGCCAUGUCCAAUUCAGAGAAAAUGAGGUACCAGCGUUUGUGUAGUCAACAAGGGGAUAAAUUGGACAGCUAUGGUGUACCACUGAGAUUGCGGGAGGAGGAGAAUCAAAUGAAGAAACAGGAAGCACGGGACAUGCAACACCACAUUGCAGACAUUGUUAACAAGUACCAUUCAUCAGGAGGACUGGGUUUGCUUCCCUUCUACGUGAUCAGCGGGAGCUUCUACUUACGUAUGGAUGAGGGCUGUUAUGUGCCUGCUGAGAUAAGUCUGCUGAAGUUCAGCUUCAAGACAGGGAUUAUCAGGGAGUUUCAUGCAAUUGUGGAACCAUUCCUUCCUGUGUCGUACAGAUGGCUAGCAAUGAAACACUCUCAGGCCACCCACAACUUGCUGCCCAAAGAUGGUGCAGAUGGGGAGAAAAUUAAACAGGUGGCUCGUAGCCCUACUCAAGUAGCUAAUCGCAUUAAGAAUUUCCUCUCUGAGGACUAUGACAAGUGCAGACCCCUGUACACCCUGCACAGCGAAGUGGAGCAAGUGCAGCAAAUGCUACACUCAAUGACAGGUGAGGACAAACUGAAGGUCUACUCUCUAGACAUACUCUUCCAACACAUUCACUCAGUCUUGAUCAGAAAAAUUCCACUCCAUGUAUCCACUGGUGUCAUCACUGAGUCCCUGUGGGAGUACCAUGUAGGGAUUGCAUGCAAGUGGCACAUAGACAAUGAGCAGGACUCGGUAAGAUAUUGCACAAUGUCCUGUGUCAAGCAAUGGGUGUUCCUGAUGUGCCGCCACAUUGGGAUGGUGCCAGCCUUUGGAGUGGUUCCUGAAGAGGGAAAACAUUACCCAGUGGAAGAGCCAGUUCUUAGUACUGUGGUGAACUUGCCACUUCUCAUGCAGAACCUGAAUAUGCCAGAUGAUAUAUCAAGUGGAAUUAUUAGUGCCAUUCCUACCUCAUCACCUGUGCCCCAGGAAGCUACUCUGGGCACCUGUCAUCAUCGCAGAUAAGAUGAACCUCAAUGGGUCUGGCAGUGCUUGGUAGAGGAGAGGUUCUCACCAGCAGACGUAUACACAAAGUUCAGCAAGUACUGAGAAAGAAACAGUUUGUGGAACACACUUUUGGGAACUUCAGGUUCUCUGAUGUAGAGACAUUAUCAGAGAAGUUACUUUGAGAGGUAGAAACUGGUGGAUACUUAAUACUUUUCCUCCUCCCUGUGAUGUAGUUUAAAAAUAAUUAUAAUUAUUAUUGCUCAA